AUGGAUUCUCCCAAGGAGCUCACCGUCCACCAUCAUGGCACCCCGCACAUCAUCGAAGUGUCCUCCUCGGCAACAUUACAAGAUCUCUCCACGGAGAUAGAGCGCGUCCUCAACAUCCCCAUCAACAACCAAAAGCUCCUCAUAGCCCCUAAGCCAGGAAUGCAGAAAGCACCAUUUCCACCAACUCUCCUCGACACCAUCCUCCAAACAUCAUCCCCCAAAUUCAAGAUCACCCUCCUCGGCACCCCCGCCAAAGCAAUCGCCGAUCUCCACGAACAAUCCGCCAACGAGCAACGACGACAAGAAUCACGCGCAGCCGCUCUCUCCGCUGCAAGACGCAACAAACAAACACCCUCCACCCGCAGCGGCGGCAUCCACACCAUCUCAUCCUCAAGCAACAACUACACUUUCCACCGCCUGCUCCCACUAUCCUACCUUCCCAACCCAGACCGCUCCCUCGACUUCCUCAAACGCCUCCGCGACGACCCAGGCAUCCGCGCUGCAAUGGCAAAGCAUAAAUUCUCCGUCCCGCUCCUGACGGAAAUGAACCCAGCCGAGCACACGACGAGCGAGUCGCGGACGCUAGGACUGAACCGGAACAAAGGCGAGGUGAUCGAGCUGCGUCUGCGAACAGAUGCGUAUGAUGGAUAUCGGGAUUACCGGACUAUUCGGAAGACGCUGUGUCACGAGCUUGCGCAUUGCGUGUUUGGGCCUCAUGAUCGCGAUUUCUGGGAUUUGACGUCGCAGAUUGAGAAGGAGGUCGAGAGGGCGGAUUGGAAGUCUGGUGGGAAUCAGCUGUCUAGUCAGGAGUUUUAUAAUCCUGGCGAUUGGGACAGUGCGCAGGGCGAGGAGGAGUUCGAUGAGUGUGGGUGGACUGGUGGGGAGUUUGUUCUUGGGGGCUUGCAGGGCAGCUCAAGUGGAGGGCAAAGUGGUGCCUCUGAUGGGGCUUUGUCUCGGAGGGAGAUCAUGGCGCGUGCGGCGGAGGAGAGGAUGAAGAGGGAGAGUCAGGCUAGGAAGCAGGAUGAUGCUCCGUGA
Molecule: messenger RNA, 1035 nt
Organism: Penicillium paradoxum
Lineage: Eukaryota; Fungi; Ascomycota; Eurotiomycetes; Eurotiales; Aspergillaceae
Product: putative zinc metalloproteinase
Exons: 1
Coding region: 1-1035 (344 amino acids)
Molecular function (GO): proteasome binding
Source: RefSeq, a predicted model, not a curated record